Molecule: messenger RNA, 1256 nt
Organism: Arachis ipaensis
Lineage: Eukaryota; Viridiplantae; Streptophyta; Magnoliopsida; Fabales; Fabaceae
Product: Cyclophilin-like peptidyl-prolyl cis-trans isomerase family protein
Biological process (GO): protein peptidyl-prolyl isomerization; protein folding
Cellular component (GO): intracellular membrane-bounded organelle; cytoplasm
Molecular function (GO): peptidyl-prolyl cis-trans isomerase activity; cyclosporin A binding
Source: RefSeq, a predicted model, not a curated record
AAUCUUGAUAUAUAGGUUGCGUUCCCCUCUGCCCUCUCUUCUGGAAACUUGAACCCCCUUGAACCACCUUGAACCUUCGGCUUCAGCAAUUUUGCACAGAAAAAUUGCCCCAAUUUUUGGGGAUUCAGCGAUACGGAUAUAGCAUCAUUAAGCUAUAUGCCAUGGACGGUCGCAAAGUUUCAAUUUUUCUUUAAUUGGAUGUGUCUGAGCGAAGAGGGGCAUCGAAGGAAGCAAUGGGCAGAGUAAUCUCUUUCCUCGUUCAGCCGCGAUUCGUCCUUUUAUACCUUGUUCUUUCAAUCUUCAUCAUUUUCGCGCUCUAUGGCUCUAAACAAGACGAGGUGAUGAUAUUAGAAGAGGAGCCUGAUAUUACACACAGGGUUUUUUUGGAUAUUGAUAUUGAUAAACAGCGCUUAGGUAGGAUCGUGAUUGGAUUAUAUGGCCAUGUUGUACCAAAAACUGUUGAAAAUUUCAGAGCUUUGUGCACAGGGGAGAAGGGCAAGAGUUCUAGUGGCGUAAAACUUCACUACAAAGGAACACCACUUCAUCGGAUAAUAUCUGGUUUUGUGAUUCAGGGUGGAGACAUUGUUCAUCGUGAUGGCAAAGGAUCUGAAUCUAUUUAUGGUGGCACCUUUCCUGAUGAGAAUUUCAAGAUAAAAAACUCUCAUGCUGGUGUUGUUGCUAUGGCAAAUUCAGGACCUGAUUCAAAUGGCUCCCAGUUUUUUAUUACCACAGUGAAGGCCUAUUGGUUGGAUGGUGAGCAUGUUGUCUUUGGAAAGGUUAUUCAAGGCAUGGAUAAUGUGUUUGCGAUCGAAGGGGGAGCUGGAACGUAUAGCGGAAAACCCAGAAAGAAGGUGGUGAUUGCAGAUUGUGGAGAGAUACCCAAGAGCCAGUGGGAUGAGGAAAUUUCAACUUCCAAAUCAGUGACAACAACAUAAGCAUAUUUUUUUUUAUCAUACAUUGCACACCUCAAACUAAUGGGAUGAGUAAGGUUAAACUCUAGUAUCCGAGCCAAAGCUUUUAAGAAAUUAGUUCUGAUAAAAUUUUAGUUCAAUUUUUAGCAUGACAAUUUUAGUAGCUUGUUUGAUAUUUAUAGUCUGUUUCAAGUCCUUUUCUGUGUAUUGUAUUUUUCCCAAAAGUCAUUUUGUGUAUUUGUAUUUAACACCUUAUAUAAACAAAGCUGUUAGGGUUGGCUGUAGAGAAAGGAAAGAAAUUAACAGAAAUAUUUACUUGUUCUAUGCACAAAUAUAUUGUCAUUA